Messenger RNA from Trypanosoma conorhini, 1299 nucleotides. RefSeq lists its product as uncharacterized. The record is from RefSeq and is a predicted model, not a curated record. Gene Ontology annotation, cellular component: nucleus. The coding region runs from base 1 to 1299 and encodes 432 amino acids. Gene Ontology annotation, biological process: mRNA 3'-end processing. NCBI's taxonomy places the organism in Eukaryota, Euglenozoa, Kinetoplastea, Trypanosomatida, Trypanosomatidae. Gene Ontology annotation, molecular function: mRNA binding; protein binding. The transcript has a single exon.
AUGUUUGAAGAAUAUGAAGAACCUCAACUAGCUAAGGAUCUUCAGUUGAGGCGGAUUGAACUUGCAUUUCGUCAGCUAUGUAGUCAGUUUGCUCAUGAGGAUGUGUGCUGGUACGCGUAUGCAUGUUUUGUGGCUGUGGAAUUGAAGGAUGAUAUACAAGCUCGGGAAAUAGUUGAAAAGGGACUUUGUUGCAUUGGUGAUAAUUCCAUCGCUCUUCGCUCCUUGCAGGCGUUAUUAUCCAAGUCAGAACUUGAGCCAGAUUAUACUUUUAAAGACCUGGUGAAGGAGGGGAUACUUUUACAGAGAUUGUGUGCAAAUAGUGCAAAUGAAUCAUUGAAAAAUAGAAAACGGUUUCGAGAUGUUGGUAAAACAGCAGCUGCAAAUCGUAUUAGUGACUGGAGAUUUUAUCAUCAGUGGGCUUCCGCCGAACAAUGCGUUUUGAAAGAUGCGCAAAUGGCUUCAAAGGUGUAUGAGAGAGGGAUGUCCUGCGCUGCAAAAUCUUUGAAAGAUGCUGUAUUGCUGUCAAAUGAGGCUGUUAAGCAUCAUCUAUGGCGACAGGAUGAGCGUGAAGUUCUUGGCUAUUCAGAGCGUCAGAUUGAGUUGCUCUCCUCUACGCAGCAUGAAGGUCUUAUACGGGCUAGUUGGAAUCAACUUGUUCAUGUGGAGUCCAUUUUGGGAUUGCCGUCGCUACCAAAAACGCUAAAAAGACGCGCAGAACAUUGCGGGGGUGUUGCACGUAAAUCAGUUAUUGAGCGCUACCGUGUGGGUAAUUAUAUUCCCUGCUCUGAUGAGGACCUUGAUUGGCUUGAAUACGUGGACGAUCUCUUCAAGGCUCGCAAGGAGGAGCAAGAACCCGUUUUUGAGGGGGUAACACCACUGAAGCAUAUGACGCUUGCUACAGAUACGAUGUCCCAUCUUAUUCCUCUUUUACCAGACGCAUCCUUGUGGACUACCUUUGAGAUGUGCCCCAACCGUGAACGGUCUUCAGGAACCGAAGAUGCUGACGAAAUUGUUGGAUCCCGAACACUACGCGGGCGACUUGUGUAUAAGUUAAAAAUUGAUGAUAAGACAGAGGCCCGAUUAAAGAGGGAGGCGCAAUUGCGUCACGAAAAAGAAAAUAAAGAUGUGGGUAGCAAGACACUCAAGGGCCCACAUACCGCUCUCCAGGCAUUGGUUGAAAGACUAGAAGCCAAAAACUGGAAUGCAACUCAACUAAGAAUGUGUAGGGUGCUUAAUGCCGAGUGGCUUAUGAGCACACUCACUCACGGGGAACUGGACCUUCGCAAACGGCGUUCGUAA